GAUUGGCCAAUAGGACGAGGUCUGGCCUAUUUGAAUGAUCCGACGGCGGUUCGAGUCGCAUUCGAGAGGGAAACAAAGAAAAAGGCAGAAGUUCGCAGUUGUCCGAACUCUGGGAUACAUUCGUAUGGUCUUAAACCGCCGAACAGACGCCGCUUUAGUCAGUUCAUCUGAUUUUUGGGACUCCACGAUGUCUCACAAACAAAUCUACUACUCUGAUAAGUAUGACGACGACAAAUACGAGUACAGACACGUGAUGCUUCCCAAAGAGAUCGCGAAGCGGGUUCCGAAAACCCACCUGAUGUCAGAGACGGAGUGGAGGAAUCUGGGCGUCCAGCAGAGCCAAGGAUGGGUGCAUUACAUGAUCCACCAACCGGAGCCGCACAUCCUGCUGUUCCGGCGUCCUCUGCCAAACCAAAAAUCAUAAAGGAUGUUUUCCGGGUCCUUCAGUGAGGUCACUACAGUUUGCCGUCGGAUCACCGGGCUGUCGUGGUCAGUAACUUCAAGUUGGACCAGGAGAUGAACUUUUGCCUUUACGAACAGUGGAAGUGAAACCCCGAAUCAAGAUGAGAAGAAGGAAAAAACAAAAAGAGCCCCUCCUUUAGAUGAGACAUUUGCAUGUAAACAGCAUCAGACGACUGCUUGAAGCUUUCAGCUCUUAUUUGUGACCCGCUCGCUGAACCUGCUGGUUUUCAGGCCAAACGAUUCAUUGCUUCAUCACUCGCGUGAAACUUUAGAGUGGAUUUGUUUGUUUGGGAGAUUCUAUCAGACUUGAUCCUAAAUAUAGUUUUGAUUUUGGAAACUUGCGGUUUGAAGCGACAUGUUGCUGCUUGAUUUAUAUUUUAAAAAAGAGAGAAAAACGAAAGUGUAUUGUCAUGUCCGCCUCAAACAUCUGCAACAAGUUCAAAGCUAGUUUGGAUUCCAUGAAAACUUUAGUUUCAGCUUCCUGUAAUGAAUCUCUUCAGUUGCUGAUCGACCAGCUUGGUAUUUAUGAAAUGUUGCUCUUUCCUUAAAUAAAUGUAAACUUUAAAUCUGAUUUGUUUGGAAUCUGGAUUUUACAUUUCUUGGCCACACGUCGUCUAAACUGUUGGCCCGGUCUUUGUGGAACAGAACGCACAUCUUUAUUGAAGUCACGUCAGCUGUUGUGCAGAUGGGUGUGUUAAAGUUUGAUUUGACUCCUCCCCUGUGGGAGGGGCGAGCUGCAGACACAGCCGCGCUCGGGGAAACCACUUGGUGGUUUAACCCCUUAAUGCUGAGGGUCAAACAGUCUUUGGAAUGACUCAGCCUGGAUUUGAACUCUCCACCUUCCAGGCCGGACGCUCCCCCACAGGGCCAAACACAUCUGCAUGUUAAAAUGAAUGAACCAUUGGUUGGUUUCAGCUUUACUAGCCCUUUGAAGCUGCUCUUUAACUGCAGCCGGCCCAAUUCAAAUUACAAUCUCAUUGAUAAAGAUUUUUGUUUUUUGACUAAAACGUGAUUUCUCUGUUUCAUUUUAAACUUCAAGUUUUCAGAGAUUCUGCUUGGAGCCGGUCAGCAUCUUCUGAUUUAUUUGUGAAGAAGAAAUCGAUUCUUUUCUAAUCUGUUUUGGUGCAAAUAACUGCUUUUAUCUGUAUUGGGGGAGGAGACUUUUUCUGUUCCAAACCACCUAUUUGUAGUUUUUUACAUUCCACUUUUGGAGGAAAUCUCUAGUUUUAUCUCGAAGGAUUAAAAAAAUCCUUUGUGUGUAAGCAGCUGCUCUUUAUCCAGACGUUUUCCUUUAAUUUACAUUUUCUCGUCAAAUGUUUCACAAACUCUGAACUGAAGCUGCUUCUAUAGUUUUCACGGUAAACUGGUUUGAAACCACACUAGCAAAUUUGCUUUGAAAUUUACCUCGUUUUAAGUUUUAGAGCUUUAUAUUAACACUAAAUUUAGUAAUUGUUCUUUAAAUGUAACCUUUAAAUUCAGUGGUUUAACUGCUGAACUUUAACAUGCAGAGAUUAAAAUAAAAUGGUGAAGAAAAUGUCUUUAUGUCUUAAAACAAAGAAAACUGAAGCCGUUUUGUUUUUCAAUGUGAACAAAACAAACAUAUUUGUAGUUUAAAGAUACAUUUAAUCCACAUGUGCCUCCACUUCCAUCAGAAUAUAUAAACUGUUGUCUGAAUGUGACUGGUUUGAAUAGCCCCAGGUGCAUUUACCUGUGUUCUUCUAGAACCUCUUCAGGUUUCCUCCAGACUUUAUUUCUACUGUUGAUCAGAGAAUCAGGAGUUUUAGGUCCAUGCGGUUCAGUCUUGAACCUGAACCAGGAUCAGAUGGAAGUCUGCUGUUUGAAAUAAACCUGUAACUUUACAAAGUC
This is a messenger RNA of Oryzias melastigma (Indian medaka), 2328 nucleotides long. RefSeq names its product CDC28 protein kinase regulatory subunit 1B (gene cks1b). Gene Ontology annotation, biological process: regulation of mitotic cell cycle. The record is from RefSeq and is a predicted model, not a curated record. Gene Ontology annotation, molecular function: ubiquitin binding; histone binding; cyclin-dependent protein serine/threonine kinase activator activity. Gene Ontology annotation, cellular component: SCF ubiquitin ligase complex; cyclin-dependent protein kinase holoenzyme complex. NCBI's taxonomy places the organism in Eukaryota, Metazoa, Chordata, Actinopteri, Beloniformes, Adrianichthyidae. Bases 35 to 424 code for a protein of 129 amino acids. The transcript is spliced from 4 exons.